AUGUCUACAGAGAACAGUAAUAAUAAUAACAACAACAACAAUGAAAUUACAACAUUUACAAAAGAGUUUCAAGUUGAUCUCACACUGAAAGAUAAUAAGAAUAAAGAUAAUGUAGCGAAAUCAGUUUAUAGAAAUCUAUUUUGUAUGGACGCUCUCGAGUAUAUCAAAAACAAUGAAUUGGAAAAGACAACGUCAAUCAUUACUUCACUACCCGAUAUCGUUGAGAUGAGUGGUUAUACUCUCGAUAGAUAUAAAACAUGGUUCGUAAACGCAAUAACUUUAAUAUGUUCAAAAUUAACAGAUAAUAAUGUUGCGAUAUUCUAUCAAACCGAUGUUAAAAGAAAAGUAAAAGGAAACAAAGGUGUUGUCGAUGAAUAUUUAGAUAAAGGAUAUAUGUGUUCUAAGGGUGCAGAGAUCGCCGGUUGUAAGAUGGUUUGGCACAAAAUGAUGACAUCAUCACCACCGGAACUAGGCAAGGUUGCAAGAGGUACGAAAUCAUCUUUCAGUCAUAUGAUUUGUAUUGCAAGAACACCUUCAAACCUAAUCUAUCAAGAACAAACACCUGAUAUUGCACCAAGAGGUGCUAUGACAUGGCCGAAAGCAAUGGGAUUGAAUGCUUGUAUGGUCGCAGCGAAAUAUAUUAGAGGCAUCGGAUCGACUACGAUAUUGGAUCCGUUCUGCGGUAAGGGCAGUGUUCUCGCCAUUGCCAAUCUUAUAGGAUUGAAUUCGAUUGGUGUUGAUCUUGCAAUCUCGAAAGUAAGACACUCUUGUAAUCUACUGAUUACACCAAAGAUGAUAGAAUCCUUCAAACAAAGUGAUUGGAAAGAAAUUAAUAACUCAAAACAGAAAUCAAAUGAUAAUGUUGAUGGUGAUGAUGUCGAUGAUGACAAAGAAGAUAACGAUAGCAAUAAUAACAAUAACGACAACAGUGAUGACAAAUCAACAACUUCAUCUUCAACAACAACUACUACUACUUCUUCUACAAAUAAUAACAAUAGCAACGAUACAACAACACCAACAACAACAACAUCAUCAUCAUCAUCAACUAUAACAACCAACUUAUCAAAUAUUGAUCUAAAAGAAUGA
This is a messenger RNA of Heterostelium album PN500, 1086 nucleotides long. RefSeq lists its product as uncharacterized. NCBI's taxonomy places the organism in Eukaryota, Evosea, Eumycetozoa, Acytosteliales, Acytosteliaceae. Bases 1 to 1086 code for a protein of 361 amino acids. The record is from RefSeq and is a predicted model, not a curated record. The transcript is spliced from 3 exons.